AUGGUGAGCAUUGUAUCUGAUUUGGCAAAGUCAACUCUGGAGAAAUUGAUUAAUGCAACAAUAGAACAAUCACGUUAUAUUUGUUGCUUCACAUGCAUUACUGAUGACUUUGAAAAGGAAAGGGAAAAUUUGAUAGCAAAAAAGGAAACAUGGGAAGAGUAUGCUAGAGUGGCAACUAGAAGAGGUGAUAACAUACGAAAAAAUGUCACCCAAUGGCAAAAGCAAGCUAAAGAACUUAUUGAAGAAGACACCAAAAAGAAAGUGACAUGUUUCUUUGGAUGGUGUCCUAACUGCAAAUGGCAAUAUAGUAGGGGGAAGGAAUUGGAAAGUAAGACAAAGGAGAUUAGAAGACUUGUUGAACGCAACUUUGAAAAUUUUGGAAUCAGUCGUGAUGUUCCUGACAUUGAAUAUCACUCUUCUGAAAAUUACAUUUCUUUCAAAAGUAGAAAGGAUGGGGGAACAGGAAAAACAACAUUAGCAAAAGAGGUGGGUAAGGAGCUUAAGAAGUCAAAAUGUUAUAAUCAAGUGAUUGAUACUACAAUAUCUAAUACCCCUGAUAUAAAAGAGAUUCAAGAUGAUAUUGCAGGACCAUUAGGACUGUUAUUGAAGGAUUGUACCGAAUCAGAGAGGCCUAAAAAGUUGAAGGAUAGAUUAACCAAUGGUGAAAAAAUUCUUCUGAUUCUAGAUGAUGUGUGGGGAGAUAUCAAUUUUGAAGAAAUAGGUAUUCCAUUUAAGGGCAACCAUAAUAAUUGUAGAAUUCUUGUGACCACUCGCGAUAUAAGAAUAUGCAAUAAAAUGGAAUGUGAGAAGAUAAUUCAACUUGAUAUCUUACCAGAGGAAGAGGGAUGGAUAUUGUUCCAAAAGCAUGCUGCUUUAAGUAAUAAAUCCUUUAAAAGCAUUCUUGAUAGAGGUCGCAAAAUUUCCAAAGAAUGUAAAGGAUUGCCAAUUGCAAUUGCUUUAAUUGGUCGUAGUUUAAAGGGUUCACGACUUCUGGAAGAAUGGGAUGUAGCCUUAAAAUCCUUACAAAAGUCCAUGCACGUACAUGAUAAUAUAGAUGAAAGUCUGAGAAAAGUUUAUACAUGUCUAAGGUAUAGUUAUGACAAUAUGAAGGAUGAAACAACCAAGAAUUUUUUCCUUUUAUGUUCUUUGUUUCGAGAAGAUGAAGAAAUAUCUGAAGAACUUUUAGUCAGACUUGCUAAAGGAGCACCUCUCAUUGACAAAAUUAAUGACAAUGACAGUUACGACGAAUGUCGUAAGAAAGUUAUUGUAGCAAAAUAUAAACUCAUAGAUUCAUGUUUACUUUUGAAUUGUAAAUCUGGAAGAGUAAAAAUGCAUGACUUGGUUCGUGAAAUGGCUUUGUGGAUAGCUAACGAGGAGAUUGUGGCAGUGAAUACAUCUAAGAAGAAUGAAAUGACAAAGGUUGAAAAGGGGAAGGAUAUUAAAUAUUUAUUAUGUAGAGGAGAAAUCAAUGAUUUGUUUUACUCCAAGUUUGAUAGAUCUAAACUUGUUAUUCUUAUUGUCUACAUGUAUAAAACGGAUCAUGUGGAGGUCCCAAAUUCAUUCUUUGAAAACAUAGAAGGGCUUCAAGUUUUGAUUUUAUCAAAUACUUACUUUAGGGUGCUUGAACGUAUGUUUCCAUUUAUGAUGAUGAGACCAAGUUUAUCAUUGCCUCAGUCAAUUCAAAGGUUGACCAAUAUGAAAUCUUUAUACCUCAAAAGAUUCAAAUUAGGUGACAUCUCGAUUAUUGGAAACCUACAGGCCCUUGAGACUCUCGAGUUGGUUGAAUGUAUGAUGGAUGAAUUGCCUAGGGAGAUUGGAAAACUGGUGAAUCUUAAAUUAUUGAAUUUGAAUUAUUGUCGUUUUGAAAGGAGCAAUGUAUUUGAAGUGAUUAGAAGUUGUUCUUCAUUGGAAGAGUUGCAUUUAGUAACCACUAAUGGUAAUAAAAUUUUUAAAGAUUGCCAUCUACAGCUUCCUAACUAUCAAAGGUUUUGUAUAGUGGAACAUAGCUUCCUGGAAAAUUUUUACCCUGAAUGGUUUUUAAGGAAUUCCCUGCAUGUGGAUAACGCUAUGGAAAUUUUUUCUCAGGAGACAUUGAAGAAUCUAGUUCAAAAAGCAGAAAUUCUUAGAUUAAGUGGACCUCUAGGAGUAUGGAAAAAUCUCAUACCUGAUAUUAUUUUUCCUGAAGAUGAAUCUACGAGUAAUCUAAAGGAGAUUGCAUUGGCAGAUAAUUCACAACUCACAUGCCUAAUUGACAAUAAUGAUUCUCUUGUGCAAAGUGCCUUAUCCAGGUUGGUUAUGCUUAAACUUGUAGGAAUGGAAAAUUUGAAAGAAAUAUGCAAUGGACCCCUUCCCUCUGAACUUCUAAAAGAUUUAGAAACAAUAGAUCUAUCUAAUUGCAUACAUUUGCAAGGCGCAUUGUUUAAGAGCAAGAUCUCCCUCUGCAAUCUUAAAUGCUUGUCUAUCUCGCAAUGUCCAAUGUUGACAUCUCUGUUUGAGUUGUCGACGACACAAAGCCUAUAUUCGUUGGAGACAUUGCGGAUAGAGCAUUGUGAACAAUUGAAAAGUAUAAUAAGAGAUGAAAACAAAUUGAAAGAUUCUGGAGAAGAAAUAGUUGAUACUCAUAAUAAUAACAAGAGUACUAUUUCAAUAUUUCCAAAUUUAACCACUCUUCAUGUCUCCGACUGUCACCUGUUACAAUUUGUACUUCCGGUGACUCAAAAAAUUCCAAAACUUGAAGAUACUAGAAUAGGCGAAUGUGAUGGGUUAAAAUACUUAUUUGGCCGAUACCAACAUGAGCAUGAACAGGAAGAUUUGCAUCAAGAAUUAAAAGACGUCAUAAAAGAUGUUUAUCUAUAUAAUUAUGACUAA
Vigna angularis (adzuki bean) is the source of this 2868-nucleotide messenger RNA. Its product is annotated as probable disease resistance protein At1g15890. The transcript has 2 exons. The record is from RefSeq and is a predicted model, not a curated record. Gene Ontology annotation, molecular function: ADP binding. Bases 1 to 2868 code for a protein of 955 amino acids. Lineage: Eukaryota; Viridiplantae; Streptophyta; Magnoliopsida; Fabales; Fabaceae.